UACCGCCGAACGUUUGCCCGAACGCAGAAUCGCAGAUCCGGCGCGCGAUUCUACGACGUGAGACAGCGCUCACUAUAAGCAAUCGCUUGAAUUGCGACGUUUAAGCGAACAUUUCCCAAGCCUGACUGCAUUAAUAAACUCUCGCAAACUGUGCCACCGAGUUAUAUACAGCGUGGCGUUUUAAGUAUUGCGUACUUAGUUUUAUUAGGCUAGGCAAAAGUGAUCGCGCGAAAAGUUUACUCUAGAAAUAAAAUUAGCUCUUGGCUAUUACAGCUCGCGUUGUAGGAAGCGAAAGGCCUGCGAAACUUCCUGAUUGACCGAUCCAGAGACUUCGACGCGGACGACGCACUAUUUGCGGCUAAUGGCUCGGAAGCAGCAGUGCGUCGCCAUUGUUCUGGCCAUGUUGGCGGUGGCAGGGGCCGAGGCGAAUUUCUGGGAGAGGCCCGGCUGCCACAAAGUGGGACACACGCGCCGGGUGAGCAUCCCCGAGUGCGUCGAGUUCGACAUCACGACGAACGCGUGCCGGGGCUUCUGCACCUCGUACUCGAUCCCGUCGCCAGAGUUCACGCUGCGCAUGAACCGCAACCACCGGGUCACCUCGUUCGGACAGUGCUGCAACAUCAUGGACACCGAGGACGUCAAAGUGCAGGUCCGCUGCCUAGACGGCCACAGAGACCUGGUCUUCAAGUCGGCCAAAAGCUGCGCCUGCUUCCACUGCAAGAAGAACUGACCAAGUUCCUCCUCGACAGUUGGAUGGCCGUCGAUGCGGCACCAUCCCUUUGCCACAUUUCCUUCUCUGCACGCACACAGCUGGUCACGGAAUAUUUAUGAUCGAACACGUCGUCCUUCAAACUGUGGCUCUAUUUUAACUACAACAGGCAUCUUUACGUCGUGCGAAUAAAUCAUGUACUCUAAUACUGAAAAGCGAGAGCCCCGAUAUCCUCACUGACCGGCUCGCUAUAGUCCGACAAUGCUGGAUGAUUCAUCCUGACCUUUCAGUCUUUCUGGCGGCGGUCCAUAGCACUGCCGCACUUAAUUAUUGGAUUUCUGCUCCUAAUAUUUAUUUAUUUAAUGAUGCUUGGGACAUGCCAGGAAUCUAUAUUUCUUUGUGACAGCUGUGACUAGGUUAUAUAGCACACGCAAGCUUCUUGAAUUCUAAUUUUGUUAUUCCGGUUGUUGAAUGUAUAAGUCUGCAGUACAUUUCGGCCGCAGUUUUGUGUGUAGCAGAGAAAUACAAACGAUGAACAAGCUACACACUCUACCUGUCUUGUGUACAAGUGUCAGAAGUUGGAUGUCCGUGAUAAUAAAGUAUUAUAAAUUGUUG
Molecule: messenger RNA, 1324 nt
Organism: Dermacentor silvarum
Lineage: Eukaryota; Metazoa; Arthropoda; Arachnida; Ixodida; Ixodidae
Gene: Gpa2
Product: thyrostimulin alpha-2 subunit
Exons: 4
Coding region: 362-730 (122 amino acids)
Biological process (GO): cell surface receptor signaling pathway
Molecular function (GO): hormone receptor binding
Source: RefSeq, a predicted model, not a curated record